ACAGACAACAGACACCAGACAGCAGCAGCAGAUCUUACUGUGAAUCCUCUGCCUGGUAUUGGUUCUCUUAUUGGCUCUGUUGUAGCAGAAGACGCGGAGCAUCAUGAACUCCGUUUUAUCGGACGUGAGCUGGGACGAGCGCUUCGCUUUCCCCGAAGUUAACGCUGAGAACCAGGCUGUGACAGCGGAGAUUCGUAAAAAAAAAGCAAAGCUGGAACAACUGGAAAACAAACUUGAGAGCUACAAGGAUCAAAAGCAGUUAAUGACCGAGUUCCUCAAAAAUGGUCAACAAGAGCUGGAGAACACUGUGGCUUUAUGUAAGGCCAAGGAAAGAGAAGAAGCGUUGGAGAAACACCUCACAGCCCUCGCAGAGAGGGAGACAGGUCGCCUGGAGCAGGAUACGACAAAGAUGGAGAAUGAGCGUCGAUCUUUAGCAGAGAGGAGAAACAUGCUGGAGAAUCACAUCUUCAAGACCAAACAGAAGCUGGAGGAGUUUAGGGACCAGAUGAACUGGGACCAGCAGACCAUGGAGAACUAUUUGGAGGAGUCAGCACGUCAAGAUGAGGACGCAAUGGCCAUCAUGAAGUACGCCCAGCAAGAUGAGCAUAAGAUCAAGUCACUCACUCUGGCAAUAGAGAAGAAGACACUGGAAGCCGGUGAAAAGCGAAAAGCCGUUGACAAGGAGUUGACUGAGACCAUAUCUGCACAGAUUGCUUUGGAUAAGAUGACAGAUAAUUUGCAGCAGACUCACCUGGAGACACAGCAGCUGAUCCACCAGUGGGAAAACACGGUCAAGCAGAUGAAUCAACGUGAUGCUGAGAUGCAGCAGUGUGCACUGCAACUUGCCGAAGCUAACCAGACUAUCAGGGAAAGGAAUGCCACCGUUAAAGAGAGGAAGCACUUGCUGGAUGAUCAGAGGAACAACAACAAGGAAGCUGAGAGGAAGAUGUCUGGAGCCCAGCGGCAGGCUGUGAAGCUGCGGCAGGAUUUGAAGGAGCAGGAGAAUAACUGCAGAGCGCUGCAGGAUGAGCUGAAUAGUUGCAAGGGCGCACGAGACAAAGCAACCUCCAGUGUGAAGUCUGUGACGACCAACAUAUCCAGGAUGAAGAAAGACUUCAGGGAUAAUGACGAGAAACUCAAGGAGGCCAGGGCGUAUAACACUGCGCUGGAGGAGAAGCUUAAAGAAGUGACUCAGAUUGCCCUGAGUGAGGAGGAGAGAGCUGCUCAGAUGGACCAGUUUCUCAAGGAUGAGGACGAGGAAAUCAAGGAGCUGGAUUUGCAGCUGCGUGACUGCAGACAUGAGCUGUUCCGUCAUAAAGAGCAUCUGCAGGCUCUAAAGACCAAGGGGAAGGAUUCUGUCGCCUGUGUUUCCAGGAGCAAAUCCACCAUCACCGGCCUGGACAGCCAGCUGAGAAAACAAGAAAAAGACUUAUUGAGACAGCAGAUGAUCAUUAAUGAGCAGGACUCAAAGGUCAUCAACCUGGAUAGAAAACUGGCACGGCUGCAAGGGGACGUCCAGCUAGAUGAAAAACAAGCGCUAGACAUGAAUAUCGCUGAGCUGACCAAAGCCCUGGAAGAGAAGAAGAAGGCAGCCAACAUGCUAACCAGCAUUCUCAAGGAGGCUGAGGAAGAUAUCCGCUUAUUGAAGAAAGAAAUGGGAAAGUCAGAAGCUCAAAAGAGAGAUGUGACCGAGAAGGUAGAGGAGCUCAUGCUGCUCCGUGUUACCAGUGAGAAGGAGCUGAAGACACUCCGGCUCAGGAAACAGGACGACUUGGUGGAGCUUAACAUCUUGAAGGUCGAGGUCAAGCGCAUUAGAGAUCUGCUGUACGACAAGACGGACACUGUGCUGUCGUUGGAGAAGAGAAAGCUGGGGCUGCAGAAAGCCUUAAAGGAGAGGGAGGCUGAGAUCAAGGUCUACAGAGAGAUGCUCGGCCAGAAGCUCAAGAUCAGCGAGCAGGAGAGACAGAGACUGAGUGCUGAGCUGAAUGAGAAACUGUCCAAGAUUGUCAUGAUCAAGAGCCGUUUUGAGGUUGUGACCCUUUCGAUGGCAGUUCCUGAGGGGGAAGAGGAGAAGACACUGGCCUACUAUAUCACAAAGGCUGCACAAGAGAAAGAGGAGCUCAAGCAAACGGGAGACGCUCUAGAUGCUAAAAUACACAAGAUGGAGCUGGAGAACAGCGCUCUGGAGAACACCAUCCAGCUGUUCAACAACAGUAACUCAAUGUUUCGCAAAUCUCUCAACAAAGUCAAUGAAUCAGGUCCAGAAUACCAGGAAAAACUGAAGUUAGAGGAAGAGUUAAGUGCAGCUGAGGAUACAUUCAAGUUCAAGAAGAGACACGUCCAGGAGCUGCAACAGGACCUACAGGACAUGAACAACACCUUUGAGAGUCUGCUGCAAGAAGAGCAGGUUGAAAAAGAUAAGAUGGAGCACAGACAAUUACUCAUCAGCAAACUGAUCAAAGAAAUCACCUCCCAGCAAGAGAAGAUUGACAGGGCAACCAAACAGUGCUCCAAGCUGACCAAACAGAUCCGUGCAGCGAAUAACACCAAGUCUGAGACUUUAGAGGAAAAAGACAUUAAACUGAGGGAACUAGAAGAAUUCAACAGGAGCAUCGGUAAGAUGCUAAAUGAAGCCGUGGAGGACAAGCCUGAUCUCAGACCAGUGCUGGAGAAAUAUUUCCUGCAGGCCAAUCUGUCUUUUCCAGCUCCUUCCUCCACGCCCACCAGCCAUCGCAGCUCCAAGACAAACUCCGCCCGCAGCUCUGCCUCCCUCAGGUCUCCUGCAUCUUCAGCCAGCAGCAGCCCCAGGGCCUCUGCACUUCAUUCUCCCGUGUUGAAGACUGUGGAACUGGGCUUAGACAUGACUGUGACCUCCCCUCCUCCCACCAGCUCCAGACGUUCCAGCUCUGCAAGUAGCAGCACCAGCAGCAGGAAGUUGAAGAACUCCUAGUUGUAUAGAAUUACUGUGUCACAUCACUCAAUGGACACAGACUGUGAAAUGUUUGGCCUUUUUUAGUUGAAGCAGUCAGGAGACACACACACACACACACACACACACACACACACAUCCAUCUCCAAUAAUCAGGCUAUGAAGAACUGAACUGAAUACAACAUACAAACCGUAAUCACAUACAUCAUCUGAACUCAAAGAACACCAAUCAUUAUUUCAUUUGUUUAAUCAACGGAAACUUAAUAUCAUGAUUUGGAAGUGACAUGGCUGCUGAACUCUGUAUUCUCCAUUUGAAAGUACUUUGGAAUAAAAGUACUUGAAGACAGUAUUUGUAUUUGUACUUAUUGUUACAGAUUAUCACCGAACUUACAAACUUACAUUUUAAUCAGGAGAGACUUUUUAUAAUGAACAUAAAUAUAUUGUGACCAGAGGAAUAGACUUUGGCACAUAGACCCCAGCAGGAACAAGAUGGAAGCAAUCAAGACUUAACCUGGGUCCCUGGGCAGUGGUGGUGACGAGGGAUGGAGCGUGCAGUCUGAUGAAGGGCUUCUGGUUGGAGGGUUUAAUUGGAGAUGAUGUAUCCAGAGGUGAGGUGCAGGGUCAGAGACGCGCCUGACAGCUGAAUGACAGGAGGGAGACAGAGACGACUUCUGAACUUUGAAAGCUUAUAGGUGAUUUACUCUCGGCUGUGAAUCGUUUACCACAAAAGAUCCACAGACAGGACUCAUAUACUCACCAAAUCAGUCGGUGUAAACGUCACCAAAAUACAAUGUGAUAGUGCAAACAACAGUAGUGUGUUUUGUGUUUAGAAUAGAAAUGGAUGUAUGUGCAUUGUUUGCAAAUGUGAAUGUCAAUGUACAUGUAGGAGAACAACCGGUUUGUGGUACAUACAUGACACUGUCAGCUAUUCAUGAGGCUGACAGCAAAGGGAAAUAACCUGUUCUGAAGCGGUUUCGGUGUACGGUGGCUGCCAGAGGACAGGAGGUGGAAAAGGGGAUGUGUCAGGGUGUUAACGGAUGAUCUGGCGAAGACAGGGGAGAUGAGCUGAGGUCUUAUAGAGUGAGAGGUGGAGUGGAUGAGGAGAUGAAUGUCAGAUGCGCAGGUACCCCACAGGAGGCUCCCCCCAGCUCCGGGUAGAGUCACACAGGGAAGGAGAACCACUGACCACAGGUUCGAAAGCUUUGUCCUAAGAGGGUGAGAGGGAUACUGCCAGCUUCCUGGUUACUGUGUCCACCACGCCCUGAAGAGAAGGCAGGGGAAAUCCCAAUGAUUUAAAAAAAAAAAAUCAUAAUAAUAUCAUAUAGCACUUCUCAAAACAAAGUUACAAAGUGCUUUGCAAAUAAAUAAAGUAAAAACACAUAAAAGUAUUACGAAAACAUAAAAACAAGUAAUGAAGUAAAACACUAAAUAUGUGACAGAGAUUUAAGCCGGUAGAGUUUGUUUAAAGCUUUGAUUUAAAGGAAGCUUCGGACUCAGCUGGCCUUAUUUCCUCAGGCAGCGUGUUCCAGAGCCUCAGUGCUCUUAUUUCAAAAGCUCUGUCUCCCUUAGUCCUUUGCCAGGAGUCUGGAGCAGUAAGAGGGCCAGUGCCAGAGGCUGUCGAGCAGGUGGUGUGGAGAUAACAGUCCAACCAGUAAUUGCCUUUCCUGCUGUUCUCCCUGUUGCAGUACAUUUCUGCGGCUGCUCUAAAAAAAGGAUGGAUCUCCAACAAGCUGUCAUUUAGCUUUGCAAGAGCAGCUAUGUCUUUUUCAGUGUUUUCUUUGUACUCAUUCAGCCUUUCAUUCAUUGGUUAGUCAGUGGGAGGAUUUUGAUGGUUAAUGAAGAAGCAAAUCAUAGAGGGCCAUGCUUCCCCGAACUAGAACGGUGCAUCACAUUUUUUUGAACAAUGAACCCUUUAUUCAUAUCCCUUUGAUUUCUGCUUGAGUUGUCCCUUCUGUACCUAUUGUUGUUACCAUGACACACCCUCUGAAAAAGGGUGUCAAUUCCUCACACAGGACAAAAGCAACCAGAGGUCCUUUGGAGGCAGAAACGACACCUUCCCACGACAGACUUCACGCUGAAAACACUGAAUAUAUACGUAAAGCUUCGACAUGCUGCUGCUGAUCGUACUCACUGCAGGUUUGGCCUCGGGGGCCACCCAGUCAAUUUCCCCAGCGCCGUUUUCCUCCUUUACUUCGGGGACAUCCACAGCAGAGACUCCAGAUUCUGCUCUCACAAACAACAUUGUGGCAAUCCUUCAGACGACCGUUCACUCCAAUCAUGAGUUAAAUGAAACGACACUGGCUCCAAUCUUAACUGAGCUUUACGAAAUCAUCCAGCAGGGUCAACCAGAUAGGAACUUCACUCUGACUGUAAAGAACAUCACUAGAGUAUGAAAAGGACUCAUCUCAAACGUUUCUGUGUGUUUCUGAGAGUUAGCUCACAUGUUUCACAAGGUAAUAAAAAAUAUAAUAUAAUUUGAAUACGGAUAAUCCUCUGCUAUUUAUAAUCUAUGUGUCAAAUUUUGGAUUUUGGAGAACAUUACGUGUGUAUUUCUUUCACUUGUUAAAGCAACACUAUGCAACUUUUUUACCAUAUAAUAGCAGCUACACAAUGGGCUCACUGUGAUGUCUCACUGACUUGGAAUAGGGAGAAUAUUGCAGAUUUCAUUCCUCUUCCUGAACGCCUUUUCUUGCUCUGUGUCUUUGAUGAGUAAUCUCCUGCGAGAUGUGGAUCAUUGACUGAUAGUCGCAGCUUCAACUGCCAGAAUCAGGCCUAUUUAAAAACCUGCAUUAAUCUCUGAAAACAAGCAAGGAAACCUUUUAAAAUAUCAAGAAUUGUGAACAGAGUUUGGUGUAAUUUGUCACAGCAGCAGGUCUUCUGGUUCAGGAUCAUGAGAAAUAUGUGUUUAGGAAUGUUUCGGUUCAUAGAGACGGACAAUGAUCAUGGACAUAGAGCCCAUGAGAGAUAAUCAUCACGUGUGGCUGCAGUGGCCGUUGCUCACUAAAAGCCUUCAAAAGAGCCUCCAAUGAUUAUGAGUGACAUAUAUUUAUAUAUUUUUGGAACUCAAGCCACUGUACUACCGAGCAGUUUUUUGUUUUUUUUUUCAUAUUGAACAUAAGUUUCAGAUGCACUGUGGAACACACAUGAAGUUCAUUCUAAUGAGUACAUUUUAAAUGGUUGAAGGUGAUCUCUCUCUCACACACAUACCUGACACUACUGAUGAUUCUCCCUUCUGAAAUGUGUUCUUCCUGCCAUCACUUCCGUUUCAUUUUUUUGGUCUUUUGGAUUAACAUGAAUCAAAACAAUUUUCUUCAAUAAAU
Messenger RNA from Platichthys flesus (European flounder), 6249 nucleotides. It is a transcript of the gene ccdc39, whose product is annotated as coiled-coil domain 39 molecular ruler complex subunit. The transcript is spliced from 23 exons. The record is from RefSeq and is a predicted model, not a curated record. Bases 104 to 2950 code for a protein of 948 amino acids. Lineage: Eukaryota; Metazoa; Chordata; Actinopteri; Pleuronectiformes; Pleuronectidae. Gene Ontology annotation, biological process: inner dynein arm assembly; cilium-dependent cell motility; cilium movement. Gene Ontology annotation, cellular component: axoneme.